UGUGGUGGUGAUGACAAUGCUUGCUUCCCGUGCCGCAUCGCAGAACAAUGGCUGCUCCAGCGUGAUGAUGACGCUCUCCCCGUGCCUGGAUUACAUCUCCGGCAAAUCGCCGAUCCCCGAGUUCACCUGCUGCACCACGCUCGCUGGCGUCGUCCAGUCCGACCCCCGGUGCCUCUGCAUGGUCCUGGAUGGCAGCGCGGCGUCCUUCGGCAUCUCCAUCAACCACACGAGGGCGCUGGAGCUCCCUGGUGUCUGCAAGGUCCAGGCACCACCAAUCAGCCAAUGCACAGCCGUCCCAACUCCACCUCCAGCACCAGAUACACCUACAUUAGCUGAUGAGCCAGCAGAGACAAACGAGGAUGAACCAAGUCCACCACCUGCAGGAAGUGCAGGAUCUAACAAAACCUCAAGCGCCACAAACUCAAAGAAAGCAGCGAGUUUAAUGGCCAGUGUGCUCAUCCCUACUUGUGCCUUGUUCUAUGUCUUCUAGUUAUUGCACAAGGUCAUUUUCAUGGCUAUUGUCGCCUGCUUACCUUGCAGCAGCUAGAUCUUAUGUGACCUUGUAUUAGAUCAGUCAUUAGUAUGCCUCUUAUUUCUUCAUUUUAAUAUAUUUUGAAUAGUAUGCCUUCUGAUGAGUAUCAUCAUAUAUGUUGGUUAACCA
Messenger RNA from Oryza sativa Japonica Group (Japanese rice), 661 nucleotides. RefSeq names its product non-specific lipid transfer protein GPI-anchored 5. Gene Ontology annotation, biological process: lipid transport. The record is from RefSeq and is a predicted model, not a curated record. NCBI's taxonomy places the organism in Eukaryota, Viridiplantae, Streptophyta, Magnoliopsida, Poales, Poaceae. Gene Ontology annotation, molecular function: lipid binding.